UGUUGGAGACUCGCUCAUUUCUAAAUUGAACCCGCUCAUGGCUUCCUCAGAACCGUCUGGCUCUGCUACGGCCAACCAGAAUGCUAAAGCUUCUGCGGGAUUUGUAGCGAACGCAAAGAAGCACAAACACAGCUACAUUCAGUUCUUGGCAGUGACUGGAAUUUUGCUUUUAAGCAUCAGAUCUUUAGGUCAAAAGUACCGCAUCAACGACCUUGAGGAUGACACCGAAGCUCUGAAACGAGAACGGGAAUCUCUAACCGACCGCAUGCGGCACAUCAAGCAAAGUCUCCUCCAAGAGGCCUCUGUCGAGCCCACAGGUCUCUUCGCUUCUCGACUCCGCCAGCUCUUCGGCAAAGAUGAUUGAAUAGUGAUGGAUAAAUCCUUCCAUUUUCACAGUGAGUAACUCCUCUUUGCUGCGUUUUUCUCAUUUUUGUUAGAGCUGCACUUGGGGUUUUUGAGCCAAUAAAAUGUGUAGAAUGUGUGCUGACUCUCUGAAAUGCUCUAUGCCUUAUUGUUGACUAUUUGUAAUUUUGUUGAAGAAAUUGAACCGAGAUGAAUGGAUUGGAAGUUUUUUUAAAGGGUUUUCCACUUCUUGUUUUGCAACUAGUUAUAAUAGUUAAUUAUUUAGGGUCUAUCUUCAUUCUUCUUCAGUACUGUUUUUGCAUUUAUGUCCAUGGGAUUUUGUAUCUUCAGUCAGGAGUCUGCUGAGUUGGAUAUUGGAUUUAGGUGAGCAUGAGGUUUGAGCAAGUCCCUUCUGUUCUCUUCUUGGUUGAAGAUGUUGGAUUUUAGGGUUUUAUUAAGUUUGCUUUUGAUUGCCAUAUUGAUUGUAUUGCAAGUGUUUUCAUUUUAUUAAUGCUUGGAGAUAUUCUGUAGUAUUGGCUUCAGUUAUGUGUACAAGUCUGAUAGUAAUUACUCUGAUGGUGCUAAUGAAUUGGUGUCCUAGUGGUUUUGGUAUUGCUCAUAUGAAAGAUCUAAACGGGAUUUAAACCGGUGUGUACUUAAAUUCCUAGUUGUGCUGAGCUUGUGUUAUUAGAAUUCACUUUGUUGGAGAUGAGAUUAUGACAUGACGGUAGAAGGUUGGAAAAUGUAGAUGUUGGCAAAGGUUGCAUUGUUCAGUUAUUUAGCCGGUGCAGGGUUUUGAGUUUUGAGUUUUGAGUGAAGAGCUGUAGCCGACUGAUGGGUGUUUAUGGCUUGCCAAUGAGGAUUCCGUCACCUAUCAUGCCAUUGGGGCUUUUUUUGGGGAGCAGCUGUAAGCUUGAUGGCACCGAUGGUUUUGUGAGAAGUAAUCGAAGAACAUAAUGUUGGCUUUCACCAGGAUUUGUUGAUCAGAACCUAAAUGUUCGGUCAAGCUAUUGAUUGAUGUGUUGGAUGGUAAUAUACAAAAAGCCAUUAACGCAUUCUUCUUAAACAAAGUGGAUCAGAAGUUUACCAACAUUACUGAUACUACUCGUUUAUGUAGUCGCUGAGAUCAAGUUUUUUGCUCUUAUCCAAAGUCUGCUAAACCUUGUCGUGCUCUACUUCCUUUGCUCUGAACUUCUCCCCGUUGACCUUGCAAAUCUGCUUGAAAGAUAACUAGGUUUCCCAGAUUGUUAGGCUGUGUAAUCUUGUGCUCUUUUCACUUCAGCCUUUGUAGUUAAGGUAGGAAACACUUUUGCAUGGCCCACCAUUUCUGGUAUGGUGCUAAUGCACAGUUAUCGUAGUGUCUUUGCUAUGGAGAUUCAAACCAUGGUUUCUAAUCAGCAAUGAGGAAGAUCUUACCCUUGGCCUUGAAAGGCAAUUCCAUUAAACGAUUCAAAGUCUCUCGUGAGAACAUUAGUCAAGAUGUCAACAUAUUUGGACAGGCACCAAAUGGAUUUUGUUUUCAAAGAUUAUGGGGAGAAGGGUUCUAAGUUUUCUGGGAGCUUGCUUUCCACAGGGAAAGAGGACGUCCUGGCAUGAAUGUUAUACAACAUGUGUAAACCAUCUACUGUCCUCGUAUGUGUGGCUUGAGCCCACUAAUUGCGGUUAAUGGUCACAUAUAAUGUAUGUAUCAUUAGGGAUGUUGACUUCUUUGGGCUCCUGCCUUAUCGGUGAAUGUGGCUCCCCAUUUUCAUGAGAUUGUAUUUAUAUGUUUUGAGAAGCGAAUAUUAAUCAUGGACAAGUGCCUACUGAA
Tripterygium wilfordii is the source of this 2152-nucleotide messenger RNA. RefSeq lists its product as uncharacterized. The record is from RefSeq and is a predicted model, not a curated record. Bases 38 to 364 code for a protein of 108 amino acids. Lineage: Eukaryota; Viridiplantae; Streptophyta; Magnoliopsida; Celastrales; Celastraceae. The transcript has a single exon.